AUGCAGGACGCUUUAAGGUCUGUACUCUGGAUGCCAAUACAAUUAAAGUCGCGACCUUUACUCCGGUACACCAGAACACUUGUGUUGCCUAGCAACAAAUGCUGGCAUCAUUUGAUCCUCAACCCUAACCUUGUUCAUCAUAUUGGGAUGCGGUGCCUUUUUUUUUCUUCUCAACAUCAUCAAGCGCCAGUAUACGAGUGGGAUUCUGUGUCCCCUGAUUUUAUCCGCGACCUUUUGUCUGCCAUUGGCCAUGUCUGCAACGAUCUAACCUGGUCCCGUCAAUGGCCGAAAUAG
Phycomyces blakesleeanus NRRL 1555(-) is the source of this 294-nucleotide messenger RNA. RefSeq lists its product as hypothetical. Lineage: Eukaryota; Fungi; Mucoromycota; Mucoromycetes; Mucorales; Phycomycetaceae. The coding region runs from base 1 to 294 and encodes 97 amino acids. The transcript has 4 exons. The record is from RefSeq and is a predicted model, not a curated record.